Messenger RNA from Parastagonospora nodorum SN15, 333 nucleotides. RefSeq lists its product as hypothetical. The transcript has 2 exons. The coding region runs from base 1 to 333 and encodes 110 amino acids. The record is from RefSeq and is a predicted model, not a curated record. Lineage: Eukaryota; Fungi; Ascomycota; Dothideomycetes; Pleosporales; Phaeosphaeriaceae.
AUGGUGCUCGGUGCAAGAAAACCCCCGUCCCGGAAGGGCUCCUUCGCGGACAUGCCAACGGAUUUGAAGGCUCAGAUCGACCGGCUAGAGGAGCUUUUUAUGGUUUCUACCGAAAAGCUGAAGCACAUCUCAGACCACUUCGUCAGUGAGCUGAAGAAGGGCUUGUCGAAGGAGGGAGGCAGCAUCGUGGGUCGCAUCCAAUUUAAUAACGGGCACGAUCGACUAAUUUUGGCAGCCUAUGAUUCCUACCUGGUGUAUGGCCUUCCCCGAUGGCCACGAAAGGGGCAGCUACCUCGCGUUGGACAUGGGCGGUACAAACUUGCGAGUCUGUGA